AUUCAUUUGAAUAUUAUUUUUCUUGAAGUCUUGAAUGUGUUGCAGUUGUUGAGAAUGUGAUAUAAGUGAUGUUUUAAGAGGUUUUCUCUUUAUCUAAUGUUUUCCUUAAACUGAUAUUGUGGGGCAUUGUGGGAGGUAGGGGUUGGGGGAUUCAGUUGCACGCCAACAAAUGUCAAUAAUAGAGAAGUAUUUAUUGUUUUAAUCAUUAGUAACAGGCUACUCAAACGCCUUUCACAGUCCAUUCAGGCCAUGUUUAUGUACAGUAUCCUCAUCCGUUACAUAUUAUAAAUGAAUGUUUAAUAAUCAUAAAGUUUUACUAAAUAAAAAAUUCAAUAGGACACAUAUAGAAAUUGAUAAUAUGACUGACUUUUGUUAAUGAUGGCAACCUGCUGUUUGUUUCAUGUUUCACAGGCUUAAGCUCUUGUUACUUAAUGUUCAGGAGGGAUGGGGUCAGCUGUGUGAAGGAAUGCGCUCAUCUUUUUGUUGAUGUGUCUCUAAGGUUACAGGGAGCAGAGCAGCUCAGUGGCAGCCGGUCAGUGGCUGUUUGCUCAGUGGAAAGCCAAAUCUGACAGUUAAAGGGAGUUCACCGAUUUCAACAGAACUUCUGGCGUUUUCUCAAAGUGAGGUUUCAUCCUGUGUGAAUACAUGGAGACGAACCUGAAAUCAACUCUGCACUCGGUGAAGCGGUGGCAGCUCAACGGGACGGACUAUGAACCGCAGCAAGCUCACAGCCUACGGUCCGAAACCCGCUUCAGCACCUGGACUCCUCUGAACAACAAGCAGAGCAACCUGCAGUUAUUUGAGGAGAGGAUGAACCUUGUGCUCCACUGGUUUGAUCUGUGGACUGACAAGCAGAGGAAACACCUGCUGCACACUCUGCUCACACGCUGCACCACGUCACAGCUCAAGUACUGUAGUGAUUUGCUGAUUGAGACAGUUCCUGUGACUCGAGUGGACUUCACAGCGGUGCUGCCUCGGUUUCUGUCCCUGUAUGUGAUGUCGUUCCUGUCCCCUCGCGACCUCUGCACCGCCGCUCAAGUCAGCUGGCACUGGAGGGUCCUGGCUGAGCAGGACUGUAUCUGGGCAGGCCGAUGCAUCCGAAGAGGCUGGUUCCUUCCCUACACUCCUGGAGAAAAAGAGUUUGGAGCUUGGAAGAAUCACUAUGUCUCCUGUGUGUCCACGCUGGACUGGCUCACUCCCCGCGAGGCGACAGAGCAGUACGGGACCCUCAACCAGCGAAGCACGGGGAUGACGGAGGAGGAGGAGGAGAGGAAGAAGGAGAGGAAGAUCAGGCAAAUGAUCAGAGAGAAACUUCAGGAGGAGAAGAGACAGUCCAUGAGAACCAGGAGAGCAUGGGGCAGCUACACAAAGCAAGAGGGAGUCAGAGGUGGAAGUACCCAAACAGGGAGGCCUAGCUCUGGCCUGACAUUUAGCUCUUGGCCCUCCCUCUCCUGGCCUCCAAGGACUGUUGGGUCUUCUAGCCUCUCUCUUAGCCUGGAUGGGGGACAGUCCACCAGUGCAGCUCAGAGUGUGGAGAGAGUCCAGACCUCCACUUCAUCCAGUGAAAGACUGAACCAAGCCAGUGGAGCGCUGUCCUCCUUCACCCACAGACCUGCUCUACAGCAGACAGUCUCACCCAUCUAUCGCACCUCCCCUGCCCUCUUAUUGCUGAUCUCCAACAGAAUUCCUGCUUAUGAGUUGGUGCUAAGCGGUGUGAAAGCAGGAGUGAUUGUGGUUGUGUAUGACCACAGAGGGACACUCUCAGCUCUGUUAACCCAGGCGGAGAGGGCUAUUUCUGGGCACAGAGCUCAGAGGCUGGGCCUGCUAGCUCCAGGAGGGACGGAGGAAAUCCAUCUGCUUCACAGUAGUAGCUUGUCAGAGAAGACUUUACUGACCCCUGACCAUAGAGAAUUCUGGGAAAAACUGUGUGGGUGGGUGGUGCCAACUGAGGAUGGAGGAGGAAUUGACAUUUUCUCCCCACUGGCUGCAUCUGUGUCAGGAGUGGCUCUCAUCCAGACUCUCUCUACUCUGACUGGUCUGGAGGUCUGGGCGCCAAUGGGUCUUGCCACUGGAGGUUUCCAGAACAUCCUGAGCGAGUGGUCUGACAGCAGUGUUUGUACCGGGGUAUCAAACCAACAACCAGCGGCCCCUGCGUUCCAGUAUGUGUGUGAGAGUGUACUGCAGGGCUGGUGCAGACAGGCUAAGUGGAUGGAGGAUGUUCUAAGGGAGCUGAGGGCCUGCCUGGGGCCACAGCUACAGCAGGUCAGCCUCCAGGCCAGAGGCCGAGCUCUGGGUCAUUUUCUGUGGGAGAGGAUCUGCCUUGAGGAUCUUUGUGUGUCUAAAGAUCUAAGUGAGGCUCUGACUGAGGGACUCACUGCUCUCACCAGACAUGAAGAGACCAGACCUUUGGAGUUUCUUGCCCUCUUCCUGACAAGAUGGAGUGAGGGGAAGGAGAGAGAGGAGAGUAAUGGAGAAGACAAGAGGAAAACCAAAGGAGCAGAUGAUUUUUCAUUGGCACCACACAGCUCACAGAGAUUACUACCUGAACAAACGGUGGUAGAUUGGAGAGGUGUAAUUGCCAGAGAGCUGCACCAUAGUGAGUGUCUUUAUCUGGGGAGACUUGGGACUGUGCUGAAGGUGUACCAGGAGCCUCUUACAGCAGCUCUGAACUCCAACAGAGCCAUUCUCAGCUACGCUGACAUCCAGAUAAUCCUCAGCCCUGUCUCACAUAUACUAGAGCUCAACAGAGUGUUUCAGGUAGAUUUACAGGCAAGGCUGCAGCAGUGGGGUGCAGAGCAGUGUAUUGGAGAUGUGUUUGUCAAACUGUGUUCAAGUCUUAGAGUCUACACCAACUACCUGAACAACUACACCACUGCCCUGUGCACCAUCGACAAGUGCAGGGAGAUAAAACCUGCAUUUCGGGCCUUCCUGAAGAGAGUAGACAGAACUCUUGCGACACAUAUGCUGAGCCUGCAGGAGCUGCUGCUGUGUCCAGUGUGGAGAAUACAGGAGUAUGUGACUCUGCUUCAGGCUCUGUCUUUACACACACACGCCGGUCACCCAGACCACACACACCUCUCCUCUGCCCUCAGCACCCUGCUGCGCUACAGAGCAUUCAUACAGAAGUUGAAGCGUAACUCAGAGAGAGACAGACUGAUGGAGGAAACGCAGCAGAUGAUCCAAGGCUGUCCGAACCUCAGUGAAGGAAACAGGCAGCUGAUAAUAACUCAGGAUGCUGCUUUGCUCAGAAGUCCUGAUGAACAGAUUCCAGACUCUCUCAGGACCUAUGAGCAGGUGUCUGACGUGGGCCUCUUCCUGUUUAAUGAUGCUUUGGUGCUGACACGGCGAAAUGUGCAUCACACACCGUUCACUUUGUGUCACCGGAGCACACACACUUUCCUGGCCUCUGUGGCCCUCGCCAGCCUGGCUGUCAGAGAGAUCACACACACACGCUAUGUGUGCCACGCCUUUGUCCUCAAGGGUCCUUGUCGUUCCUGGGUCUGUGCCACCGAAAGAGCUGAGGAGAGAGAUCACUUCCUGUCUGUGCUGCGUUCAGCCAUCAACUCUGCUCUGACAGAACAUCAGUGAUGACACGGCGACAACCAGCGAGGGAAGAGGAGGUUUGGACACUACUGUGUGCACCACUAUUUUUUAAGAUUACAAUCGGGAUCAGGAAAUGUCAUGAGACAUUCUUUUCAAUGCAGUGUUAUAAUAUGAAGUAGCACUCCUACCACUGUUUAAAUGGCAUCCUGGAUGUCUUGCUUUCACCUUAAAAGUAUUUCCAGGAAUAAUCCCUUAAACAGAAUAGUUUGUUAACGUAGGGAUAACAUUAUUUUUGCAAAAUUUAAAAGUAUGUGGCAAAUAGUAGUUUGCCACCACCCAGUCCUGCUGUUUUAAUAGCUGCAUUACAAUACAUAUCAACCAAUCAUCUACAAAAUCCUAGACAGAAGUCUUCACAGUUUUUAUUUUUUAUUUUUAUAUAUAAAACCCAAACAAAAAUAUUAUAGAACUUGGACAGUGUGGUGUUAUUCAUGUUGCUCAUAAGAAUCCAGUCUUUAUCUCUAUUCUCUGUCACUGUGAACCAGUCGUAGCUUGACUUAAAAACUGCUGCAGUGGUUUUGUUCGUGUUUAUGAGUGGUUUUAUGUUGAGUUUGCUGACGUGUCAGUCUCAGUGGAUAUUAGAAAGUUGUUAUAAUGUGAUGGCCAGUCCUGUUUAGUCCUGUCUUGUCUUUUGUGUAAAGUACCCGUGUGCUAAACAACUCUACACGUACCGGCUGUUAAUAGAAUAUUGUGGAUUUUACUUGUUAUUGCCUCCCUGUGAAAACACUAGCUAGACAUUCCUAGCAUCUCAAGUAGUAUUCCUCUUUGAUAAUCAUGCCUUUAAAUGACAUCUCUUAAUAUAGUAACCACCUUCCUUAUUCUGAGAUCUUUUGUUAGUGUUUAGGUGUUGCAACACCUAUAUUUUAAAAAAAGACAUCCAUCGUUAGUUGUUAGUAUUCAUAAAGAUUAACUUUAAGAUAUUUAUUUUCAUCUAUUCCAUUUUCUUUUAUGUUUUAACUUGGAUCUCACUAAGUGUGCAUGUUUUUAUGACUCUACACCAACAACAGCCGUGGCUAGAGGCAUGAUGUUUUCAGGCUAACCGUCUGUCCAUCCCAUUCUUGUGAAUGUAACGCCUUGAAACGUUCACUUGGACUCAACGAUGAACUGAUUAGAUUUUGGUGGUCAAAGGUCAAGGUCACUGUGACCACACAAAAUAUCUCAAGAGUUUAUAUGCUAAUUAAGUGCAACUGGACUUGUUGACAGAAGCAUACAACCACAA
This is a messenger RNA of Lates calcarifer (barramundi perch), 4819 nucleotides long. Its product is annotated as epithelial cell-transforming sequence 2 oncogene-like. The record is from RefSeq and is a predicted model, not a curated record. NCBI's taxonomy places the organism in Eukaryota, Metazoa, Chordata, Actinopteri, Centropomidae. The coding region runs from base 646 to 3588 and encodes 980 amino acids. The transcript has 21 exons. Gene Ontology annotation, molecular function: guanyl-nucleotide exchange factor activity; protein binding.